This is a messenger RNA of Esox lucius (northern pike), 1117 nucleotides long. RefSeq names its product coiled-coil-helix-coiled-coil-helix domain containing 1 (gene chchd1). The record is from RefSeq and is marked provisional. Gene Ontology annotation, cellular component: mitochondrial ribosome; nucleoplasm; mitochondrion. NCBI's taxonomy places the organism in Eukaryota, Metazoa, Chordata, Actinopteri, Esociformes, Esocidae. Gene Ontology annotation, biological process: mitochondrial translation. Gene Ontology annotation, molecular function: RNA binding.
AGGAAGACCAACCUCGAGCAAAGAUGGCGACUCGCAUUUGUCUGUAGUGGGCAUACGACAGAAAAUACCACGAAUAUAAGUAUCUAGUCUUAUGUUUAUUUUAUUGUUCCAGUAGUGGACAUUAAAAGCUAGAGACGAAUUAUAUAUUAUACCUGUAUAAGUGCGGUAAUUGUAAUUAGUUAGCUGCUAUGGCGAUGCAGAGUGGGACUGCACUUCAGGAGAAGGUCAGUCGGAUGUUGAGCAAAAAUCAGAAAAAGCCCCUUCUGAAACCCAACAAGCCACUUGUUCUAAAAGAUGAGGUCGCCAACAGGAAAAUGAAUAAAGGAGAGGCCACGUGCGUCACAGAGAUGUCCAUGAUGAUGGCAUGCUGGAAGCAGAACAACUUUGUGGACGCCCUCUGCUCAAAUGAAAUGCAGUCUUUCUACAAAUGUGUUGAGAAAGCCCAGAUUGCAAAGAAAGGCAAAUCAGAGCAACACACCAUCGGCCAGGGGGGACGCCUUGCACCUAAACAAGUCAAUACCCUGCUGAAGAGACACCCUACCCUACAGACAGAAAUAUAGGGAUGCCCCCAGCCCUGCCACCUCAGUGUGUCCUUGACCAUGGUUGUGGGCCAGGACUGUACACAUGGACAUGGUAGUGAUCACUCUUUAGUCCUUGGACUACUGAGGUCUAUACUGGGUACUGGAUGGCAAAGACCCAGACACAAUCACUCAUUGAAAACAUCACAAAAGGCUCACAGACGCCAGAUUUGGUUAAUCAACGAAGUGACUGAGCUACGGUUGCACUUUGUCUGAUUGCUGUGUUUAAUUCAGUAUGCUGUUAAAAGUAAUCGUUUAAAACAUUAGCAUUUGCCUCCAGUCAUAGAAUUUUUUUUUUUUGAAAAACAUGUAACUUCAAUCACUGUGAAAUAUGUUGAUGGGGAUUUUCAUUAGGCUUUUAUUUCUUACUAUAUUAUUACAUGGCUUUUUAUGAUGUCCUGCCAAUCUGUAUGAUAUUGUGUCUGCCCUUUAUGAAAAAGUAUCACUUAUUCCAGUGGCCUGAAUGGAUUUCCUUUUUAAGUUCUCUGAUUCGAUACUAAACAUUGGUUGCUAAUGAUGUAAAUGUUCUUGCACUAUUG